This is a messenger RNA of Dicrocoelium dendriticum, 168 nucleotides long. The record is from the annotation of a GenBank genome assembly. NCBI's taxonomy places the organism in Eukaryota, Metazoa, Platyhelminthes, Trematoda, Plagiorchiida, Dicrocoeliidae.
GUGCUCACAGUCAGCCACCAUUAUCAGCUCUUUUGUGUAAUGUAAGGGCGAACAUGUGUACCGAUGACAAAUCUGAAGCUGAAAACUGGAGCGUGCAUUACUGGAAUUGUCGGAGGCUACUUUCAGCGACACAACUUGUUCCAUGGAACGUGGUAGAAAACGCAGGAA